UUAGGGAUUACUCUCAAGCCUCGGGACACUAUGUGCAUGUGGAGAGGCUUAUAACAAAUGUUUUUCAGAGAAUGUAAUCGCUUUCGUCCUAUUCCUAUUUGUAAAGGAGGUGAUCUCUCUGUCCCUGAAGCUACUGCUAAGCAUUUCAUGCUGCAGUUAGAAGGUCUCGAAUGGGCUCGAGCUGCUAGGUCGUCGCAACCUAGGGGGCUUGCAGAAACAUUAUUUGGUUCACCAUUGUAUAUGGCCCCAGAGAUUAUGCAACUUCACAAGUAUGAUGCAAAGGCAGAUCUCUGGACUGUUGGUGCUAUCUUAUCUCAACUGGUGACAGGCAGAACGCCUUUUACAGGAAACAGCCAAAUUCAGAUUAAGAUGCAAGCCCUGUUGAAGCAACAAGGCUUGUGGGCGCCAUUGUCGAAAGACAGUAAGGGGAAGGGCGACGCUGCUGAGAUGGCUGUCAUGGAAGAGAAGGCACACUCCACAAUCAUGUUGUGUCUUGAAGAUGAGGUCAUCCUUGAGGUUUCAGGUGAAACCACUGCUGCAAAUAUGUGGAAGAAGUUAGAGACUCUGUACAUGACAAAGUCUUUACAGAACAAGUUGCUGUUGAAACGUCGUCUGUUUGCAUUGAGGAUGCAAGAAGGUACGCCCCUGAAAGAUCACUUAGAUCAGUUGAACUCAGUAUUACUAGAGCUGCGUAAUAUUGAUGUUAAGGUUGAAGAUGAAGAUGCUGCUUUACUUCUGUUGGUAUCUUUACCACUAUCAUAUGAGAACUUUGUGGAAUCAUUUAUAGUGAAUAAAGUUACAGUUACAUUGGAAGAAGUCAGGUCUGCGCUUCACAGCAGGGUGUUGCGUCAUCAGGCGGCUGGUACAGUGGAACGUUUGACAUUUGAAGAGUUCUUUGGUCACCCCUUUCUUUCGGAACGGCAGUCAUAUGAGCUCUCAAGGAGUAGAUUGGGAUCAAGGGCUAUGGACGAUUUUCUUUCUUCUGGAAGCAGUCCCUCAAGAAACAUGGAAGAAAGUUCUCAAGACGACUGUUUGCCAUUCCUUUUAGAUGAUGAUUCUAGUGGACCUGAGGGGAGCCCUUCUCAUUUGAAAAGGACCUCCUCAAUGAGGUCGUCCUCGGGAUUUAACAUCGAUGCCAGAGUUGAGAGAAAGGAGACGGGAUCUAGUCCUUUGCAAUUAGAUGAUUCUCAAGAUUCCAUGGAUCAAGACUACGUUCUCGUUUCUGGACCACCGGUGGAUUUGCCAUCAUCGUCAUCGAGUUCCUCCAAGGCUUAUAAUUUUCCAUGGGUCUCAAGAUUCUCAAGAUUCCAUGGAUCAAGUCAGAACUCUGCUCCGAGCACUUCUCAUGGGUCGCUGGAUCUUGGGGAUGCUUUUGAACAGCCAUCAACUAACAGCUUGACAAGAAUCAGUUCUCUGAAAAAGUGUGCAGCAACAAUUGCAGAAUUAGUUCAUGAAAGGAUAAAAUCUGACAAACACCUAGAAGCUUUCUCGAUCCAACUGGCGAUUCUGGCUAUUUGGAAACAGGCACUGCACAUAUGCCAUACUCAGGCAAUCUCAGGUUUGGAAGGAAGCCCAAGUCAAGACAUUAACAAACUAAGAGGAAGUAGCAGCCGGAAACACGAGCGUAUCACUGAUAUCAGCCAUGAUGGAUUAGAGGAGAUAUCCUCUCAGAUUCAGAGGCAGUUUAUCCGGGAGACUGAGAUCUUAAUCAACUUGGCUGUAGGCAAUACAAUGAUGCCUGAUGCUAUGGAGACGAUAUUUGAAGCAGCCCUCGAUCUUGGAAAACUUGGGGGAGUUAAGGAGGUUAUGGGAGACAUAGAGAACGCAGGAAACCAAUAUUCGAAAGCGGUGCGUUUGCUGGUAUUCCUUCUAGUAGAAGCACCAAUGCUGAUUCUGAAUCCGCCAUUGUCUCUCACAAACUCAGACAGGUAUCGCUCAGAACAUAUAUCGAUAUCCUGAGCAGAAGAUUAAAACAUCUGCAAUCACAUAGAAGAAGCUCAGGCGCUCAGAUGCAAGGAUCAUCAUUAGCAUGCAAAUGAACUUAUUCUUAAUGU
Arabidopsis arenosa is the source of this 2054-nucleotide messenger RNA. Lineage: Eukaryota; Viridiplantae; Streptophyta; Magnoliopsida; Brassicales; Brassicaceae. The record is from the annotation of a GenBank genome assembly.